AAUAUUUUGUGCAGAAAGAACCUGCUCAAUUCUACGCGUCAAUCAUAUACUUUUUUCAAAGUCGCCGUCUGGUCUCAGUCCGCGCGUGAGCCAUAGAACGCCGGAGCUUCCUAAGCGGUCCACUCCCCCAUCCCGGCCUCCCCCAUCCCGACCUUCCCAUCCACUUUACUAACCAGAAAAUUUCGAGCUUUCUUCUUUGGAAUUGGGGUUUUGGUUUGCCGUAGAAGGUUGAUGGAUCUCCGACAACCUCGUGUUCGAUUUGCGCUACUAAUCGCUGGAGUUAUCGCCCUCAGCAUGGCAGCUGAAAAGUUCAGGGAAUUGGUUGGAGAAGAUGCUUCAUCCAAAAGUGGCAAGUUCACAUUUUUGAACUGCUUUGAUAUGGGCUCCGGUACAUUAUCAUGUAUCAGCAAAGAGGGUGUUAAGCUCUACGUAUACAACAUUCGAAGUAAGCAUGUUGAAAAUGUAAGGCAACGAGCAAUUGAGGUUGCAUUGACCGAUGCACUAAAAGAAGGGCUAACUGCCAGUGCUGCAGCGAAGCAGGCACAGAAGGUGGGUCAGAAUGCCGCAAAAUUAGCUUCUCGACAGGCCAAACGUAUCGUAGGACCUAUUAUAUCCUCGGGUUGGGAUUUCUUUGAAGCUGUCUAUUAUGGUGGCUCUAUGAUGGAAGGAGUUAUUAGAGGAAUUGGAACCUUGUUUGGGACCUAUGCAGGUGGCUUUCAUGGUGAAGAAAUUUUUGGAAAAUUGGGUUAUCUGCUUGGAAGCCACAUGGGCAGUUGGGUUGGAGGGAGGAUAGGCUUGAUGGUAUAUGAUGUGUGUAAUGGGAUGGCUCAUGUUCUUCAGCUUUUCACGACAGAAGGAACCACUGGUAGUGAUUUUAGAGUCAAUGAAGAUGUACAGUCUGAAGAUUCAUACAGGAUCGAAGAGAACACUGCUUUUGAUGAUGCAUCCGUAAUUGAUCAGAAUACUAACUAUGAAUCUUUCCGUGAAGAUACUGAUUACAGUGAAAAUUCUAAUGAGAGAUCUGAAGACUCUAAUGGUUGGGGAUUCUUUUCUGGGAGAUAAUACAGACAGAAGUUAAAAUAUCAAAUGACAUCUUGAUUUGCUGCAUUCAAGCUGAGCCCUUAAGGCUUUGUUUGGGACAGCUUUCUUACUGCUUUUUAAAGCCAUUUUUUAGUACAUCAUUUUUAAUUUUUGUACCAAAAAACUGUUUUAAGAAGCAAUAAGAAAGUCGUCCCAAACGAAGCUUAAAUGAUUGAUUUGCUUUACUAUAAAUAUUCAUGUAUUAGAUUUCUUUAGUGAAUACAUGAGUUUGACCAAGAGGUUUAUUUUAGGUUAUAUAAAUUGAGGUUUAUUUUAAAUUU
Molecule: messenger RNA, 1361 nt
Organism: Dendrobium catenatum
Lineage: Eukaryota; Viridiplantae; Streptophyta; Magnoliopsida; Asparagales; Orchidaceae
Exons: 2
Coding region: 232-1062 (276 amino acids)
Source: RefSeq, a predicted model, not a curated record